Molecule: messenger RNA, 4565 nt
Organism: Acipenser ruthenus (sterlet)
Lineage: Eukaryota; Metazoa; Chordata; Actinopteri; Acipenseriformes; Acipenseridae
Product: SH2 domain-containing adapter protein B
Exons: 6
Coding region: 2182-3690 (502 amino acids)
Molecular function (GO): phosphotyrosine residue binding
Source: RefSeq, a predicted model, not a curated record
GUCUGCCGUGUGCGUUCCCGCUGUCUGACGGUCCCAUUGGCCGUGUAGUUCCGUGUGCAGCUCGCAAGCUGUGCAGUGCCAGUGAGCGAGUGUCCUGCGGGGUGCAGCUCGCUAGCUGUGCAGUGCCAGUGAGCGAGUGUCCUGCGGGGUGCAGCUCCGGGAGCUCAGUGUGUUUACUGGAAACACAGACGCGGUUAUUAUAGUAAAUCCUGUCGAAUCUGUGACACAAACACGAGAGACAAGCAAGAGGGGAGCACCUUCUCCUCCACUGGGGCACAUUAAACAGGCGGGCGGGGGCGAGAGAUUUUGGGAAUGCAUUUAUUGUCGGCUAAAAACCAAUGGAAAGCGAAAUCCACUCGGGAAUCUGAGUGCGCCCCUCCCCUUUAAAGAGACGGCGUCUCUCUCGUUUUCUCUCUCUCUCUCUCUCUCUCUCGUGUUUUUGCCCCAAAUCAGUCAGCGUUCUCCGAACAGACGAGAAGUGCAGCCUGCGGGAUCGGAGGACAGCGGGACCCGAGGAAAGGGAGACUUUUUAAAGGGCUGUACACGUCACCAGGCUCCGGUUUAAUUCGCUCCGCAGCGCGGGUUGGUUUUUCGGUCGUAGCUCUUGAAGCAGACCGUGGAUUCAAAGUGGAAAACUCGCUGAACACAGAAACGCAGUCCGGAGUCCUCGCGAGGGCAGCCUGGUCUUUGAGGGGAGUAGAAAACACACAACAAACAGCAAUAACCCGCUGUGAUGCGGUUGUACGCGGACCCUGCUUCACUGCUGCUGGCUCCGCUAUUAAUCGCAUUGAUCUGCGGCUCGCCUGCUUCCUUACCGGGAGGUGAAGAGCACUUUUCAAACCCUGCCAUUCUGUACGCGUCAGUGCGGAGUCCCGGGAUUUCAGAUCUUCGGCUAUUUUAUUAAGAUGGAUUUUACUAAAGACACCAAUCCAGGGAUUUGAAAAAGUGAUCUAAUGAAAUCUUAUUGCAUUGAAAAAACACCCACAUAACCGCGCAGACAACCCGCCGGGACAGUAAUAAUAAUAUUAAUAAUACCAGCACGAGGGUUCAACGCAUUAACCCGGUUUCGUAACAGCACAGGAUCUGGGUGCAAAUUAAACGUCAUGUUGACUCCGCCUGUGAGCUUAUCCGGACCGAUAAUACAUUGAACACAAUCACUGUGAUUGGCUCCAUAGAGGUACAGUAAUAAUAAUAAUAAUAAUAAUAAUAAUAAUAAUAAUAAUCGGCCACAGACGUGGCUUCUGUUGCGGUCUGAACUGGCGCGUUGUUGCUGAUGUUUAAAAGACUUUAUAAAUAGUUAUCGUGCCGCCAGAGAGAGUGAGGAAUGAAAAGAAACUAACGAGGGUCGCGAUUGAUCUAAUCGUGUGUUCAAUUGCUUAUCGAUCACCCGUUUGAAAUGAAGAACGAGAGCCAGGCAGGCCGGCGGCUCUUCAUGUAUCCCGCUGUACUGAACACGCACGUUACUGUAAUAAAACCUCCUUCAAUCUGAUGGGUGGUUUUUUUAAAGCUCAAAUCCGUUGCCUGUAUUAAAUUCUCGUAAGCAUAUACAAGGAAUCCAAUCCUUUAAUUUGAUCUGAUUUUGCGAGAAUGUUUCUGAGAAUAUUCUAAUCGUGUGUUUGUAUAUAAUAUUUAUCCAAGACACCUGGCGCCGCGCAUUAGCUCAAACAAAUCCAGAACAUUAACUACUUUGGCUAACGAUAAAGUUGCACGACUUUUUUUUUGUUUGUCUCAUUGUAAACGUAAAACAGACACAGUAGCAAAAUUCCAAUUGAAAUAUUACUAAUACUAAUAUUACUAAUGGUGAUGUGGCUGCGGACGCCCACCUGUCGGUUCGGUAUGUAGGGCUGAUCGAGCGCUGUGCCAGGCAUCCUGUCUGUAGCGUUGACUCCGGCCCUUCGCAUCGCUUACAUAUCUCAGCACAUUACUCAGCACCAGCACCCUGGCCGCGUGUAUUUGACACGCAAGGGAAUGUGAAUAUCUGUGGAAACCCUUCUCUGGUAACGCAUUCCCUCGCUGCUGGCUUGGAGUUGCACGGAUAUCCAAUGGAUACUAUUUUGAAAGUGUGAACGCUUGCAAUAGUCUUUGUAAUUCAGUAAUAUAAGGCGCUUUGUGAACUCUGGGAUAGCGGUUUGUUUUACUGGACUCGAGUUCCCAUCUCUCUCGCACUCCGCCCCGGGCGCCAUGGCGAAGUGGCUGAAGGACUACCUGAGUUUCGGGAGCCGGCGAGUCCCCCCGCAGCCCCCCAAGCCCGACUACACCGAGAGCGAGCUCUUGAAGGCGUACCGGGCCCAGAAGAACCUGGACUUCGAGGAUCCCUAUGAGGAGUCCGAAAACAAGCCCAAACUGGACGGGGGCCCGCCCGAGCCACCGCCGCUCGGCUCCCCACUCAAACCCGGGACCCUGGACAUCAAAUUCGUCUCCCCGAAACACCGGCUCAUCAAGAUGGACUCGCAGGACCUGAGCCGGGGAAGAUCUGGUGUCGACUUCAUCAACCGCCGAGUCCAAAGCCGAACCGGUGAGUACAGAACUGGGUCUCAGAUACUAGCACAGUGGAAGCCGGUUCCGUGCGUCACGGCGUGCAAGGGACGCAACUGCGCCGGCAGCCUUGCUGCGGUCCCCUCCGCUCCGGCUCCAGCAGACACGGAUUACUCUGACCCGUUCGACGCACGGUCCGACCAAGAGGAGGCGCCGUGCAGCGAGAACAACGGAUACAUGGAGCCAUACGAGGCCCAGAGAGUCAUUACAGAGCUGCAGAAGGGGGGUUCCUCGGAGCGGCUGAAAGGGGGUUCCUCGGAGAGGCUGAAGGGAGGUUCCUCGGAGAGGCUGAAGGGGGGUUCCUCGGAGCGGCUGAAGGGGGGUUCCUCGGAGCGGCUGAAGGGAGGUUCCUCGGAGAGGCUGAAGGGGGGUUCCUCGGAGCGGCUGAAGGGGGGUUCCUUGGAGCGGCUGAAGGGGGGUUCCUUGGAGCGGCUGAAGGGGGGUUCCUCGGAGCGGCUGAAGGGGGGUUCCUCGGAGAGGCUGAAGGGGGGCCGGCCCCGCAGGGGGGUUCAGCUCUAUGACACCCCGUAUGAGGAGCGGGGGGUUCACUUGGAGCCCGAGCCCCUGGGGGGGGAAUGGGAGGGGGGGCCGCUGCCCCAGGAUGACGAGAGACCAGCCGAUGAGUACGACCAGCCCUGGGAGUGGAAGAAAGAGAACAUCAGCAAGGCCUUCGCAGUGCAGUUUGAGGCGGGGGAGUGGGACAACUCACCCCCCCUGAAGGAGCGUCUGCGCCCCUCCAAGCAGAGUCCCCUGUGCGGGGGCCCCAAGUUCCGCAAGGGCCCCCGUCUGGAAGCAGCCCCCUUGCUGGGGGAGAGAGUGGAUCCCAGCCUGCCUCUGGAGCAGCAGGUGUGGUAUCACGGAGCUCUGAGUCGCUCAGAGGCAGAGUCUCUGCUGACGCUGUAUAAGGAGUGCAGCUACCUGGUGAGGAAUAGCGAGACGAGCAGGAAUGACUUCUCCCUGUCCCUGAGGAGCAGCCAGGGUUUCAUGCACAUGAAGUUCACCAGGUCAAAGGACAACAAGUACAUCCUGGGUCAGAACAGCCCGCCCUUCGACAGCAUCCCUGAGGUCAUCCAUUACUACACCACCCACAAGCUGCCAAUCAAGGGAGCCGAGCACCUAUCACUGCUCUUCCCAGUGCAGGUACAGACGCUUUGAUUGGACCACAACCUGACCCAGUGCAGGUACAGACUCUCUGAUUGGACCACAACCUGACCCAGGGCAGGUACAGACUCUCUGAUUGGACCACAGCCUGACCCAGGGCAGGUACAGACUCUCCUGUUGGACCCCAACCUGACCCAGUGCAGGUACAGACUCUCUGAUUGGACCACAACCUGACCCAGGGCAGGUACAGACUCUCUGAUUGGACCACAGCCUGCCCCAGUGCAGGUACAGACUCUCUGAUUGGACCACAGCCUGACCCAGGGCAGGUACAGACUCUCUGAUUGGGCCACAGCCUGACCCAGUGCAGCCUUUCACCUUCCUCUGCUCCUGCCCAAUGGCGAUGGUCUUUCCCUUGGUACAGUGUGACACCUGGGACAAACACACACACGUGUCGGACGUACAGUCCUGAGGAGGGAGUCCCGACUCAGCAAUACUGCAGUGCGUCUCUGCAGCUCUGUGUGUCUCUGCAGCUCUGUACAGCUCUGUGUGUCUCUGCAGCUCUGUGUGUCUCUGCAGCUCUGUGUGUCUCUGCAGCUCUGUACAGCUCUGUGUGUCUCUGCAGCUCUGUGUGUCUCUGCAGCUCUGUGCAGCUCUGUGUGUCUCUGCAGCUCUGUGCAGCUCUGUGUGUCUCUGCAGCUCUGUACAGCUCUGUGUGUCUCUGCAGCUCUGUGCAGCUCUGUCUGUCUCUGCAGCUCUGUACAGCUCUGUCUGUCUGCAGCUCUGUGCAGCUCUGUGUGUAGUAUAGAGAGAAAGCAGAAUUGUAGCUCUUUUAGCCUUGAUGGUGGUGUUACAAACGUUUGACUUGCAAUAUAAAUAUAGAGAGAAUGAUGUAUAUUUAAAAAAAUAAAAAUAAAUAAGAACAAACUGCU